GGACAGGCGAGAUUUGGGCGGGGAUUUGGCGGCUGUAGACUUCCAGCGAGUUGUGGAGCGUUGUGCCCUCCGGGUGUACAGAGAAGAGCGGAACACCUUCCACUAGACAGCAUGUCUUCUCCGCCUAGAGAGAAACCGGACACCAAGGCUGGACACCCGCCGGCCGUAAAAGCUGGAGGCAUGAGAAUUGUGCAAAAGCAUCCACAUACACCUCAGGCUGAAGCAAAAGAGGAAAAAGAUGAGGAAUCUGAGCAGUGGGAAAGUGGCAUUGUUCAAGCCAGACCACCGCUAAUAAUCUCUGGUGCUAUUGCAAGGGGUGACAAGGACUUCCCUCCUGCUGCUGCUCAAGUUGCUCAUCAAAAACCACAUCCCGCUGUGGAGAAGUUACCUCCUGCCCAACAUUUUAAUCAGCACAUUCAUCAGCCUCGCAAGUAA
Molecule: messenger RNA, 435 nt
Organism: Staurois parvus
Lineage: Eukaryota; Metazoa; Chordata; Amphibia; Anura; Ranidae
Source: the annotation of a GenBank genome assembly